Messenger RNA from Orcinus orca (killer whale), 1398 nucleotides. Its product is annotated as teneurin-2-like. The coding region runs from base 705 to 1298 and encodes 197 amino acids. The transcript is spliced from 5 exons. The record is from RefSeq and is a predicted model, not a curated record. Gene Ontology annotation, biological process: signal transduction. Lineage: Eukaryota; Metazoa; Chordata; Mammalia; Artiodactyla; Delphinidae. Gene Ontology annotation, cellular component: membrane.
GUGUGUGUGCGCGCGUGUGUGUCUGUGCGGCGCGCGGGCGGGCGCGUGUCUGUGCGCGCGGGGGCUCCAGUGCGGGAGCCACUGGGUGUGCGUGCGUGUGUUAUGGGUUUGAUUCCAGAGCAGGUUGCACACUGGUCCUGGGUGGCUCGCAGGCUCAGGUCGUGCUUGGGCGUCCUCCUCCUAAUCGUUUCCGAAGUAGCAGCAGCCGCAGCAGCGGCAGCAGCGGCAGCAGGAGCCGCGGCACAUCGGCAGCAGCUCAGCGGCACAGCCGGCAGAACUGUGCAGAAGCGAGCACCGUUUGGGGAGUCCGGGGGGCGGGUAAGAGGGAGGAGGGGGAAAGCCUGUCUUGGUCUUUGGGAUUAUUUUUCCCUUUCUUUCCUUCUCUCUCUUUCUUGAGGGUGUGUGUUACCCCCUCGAAGUGAAGGAAUUUUGCUCCAAAGCGAGCCGGGACCGAAGACUCUAGGCUAAGUUAUCUCUAUGUAGAUGGUGUCAGGGAGCGAAGCUACUGACCGAGCCGCUGUCACAUCCAACUUUUUAUUGCCUAAGCAGUCUGGGCUUGCUUCAUCACUCGGCUUUGCUGCGGAGCGCUCCGGUAGAGCUCACUGUUGCACACUGAAGAUCCACCAUUUUGGUGGCCAAGUGACAAGUGCCCAAACUCAGGCCUGACUUUUCGGAAAGCAUCGGCCUUCUGCCGGACCUGGAUAAUGGAUGUCAAGGAUCGGCGACACCGCUCUCUGACCAGGGGGCGGUGUGGCAAAGAGUGUCGCUACACGAGUUCUUCCCUAGACAGCGAAGACUGUCGCGUGCCCACGCAGAAGUCCUACAGCUCCAGCGAGACUCUGAAGGCCUAUGACCACGAUAGCAGGAUGCACUAUGGAAACCGAGUCACAGACCUCGUUCACCGGGAGUCAGAUGAGUUCCCAAGACAAGCUGCCAUGGAGCUUAAUAAAGACAUAAUUAUACAAGAUGAAUUAGAGCCAAAUCAGUCUUCCAUCAAUGAGCAAAGAACUAACUUCACCCUUGCAGAGCUGGGGAUCUGUGAGCCCUCCCCGCACCGAAGCGGCUACUGUUCCGACAUGGGGAUCCUUCACCAGGGCUACUCUCUGAGCACAGGGUCUGACGCCGACUCCGAUACAGAGGGAGGGAUGUCUCCAGAACAUGCCAUCCGAUUGUGGGGGAGAGGGAUAAAAUCCAGGCGCAGUUCCGGCCUGUCCAGUCGUGAAAACUCGGCCCUUACCUUGACUGAUUCUGACAACGAAAAUAAGUCAGAUGAUGAGAACGGUAGGCCUGCUUCUUAAAUAUUUUUUAAUGUUCUGGGUACUGCACAAUGUGGGGCUUGGGAUGUUUUUGUGUUUUAAUAAAGAGGCAUAUAAAAACCAUUCAUUUUCUUUUAAAUCG